AUGGAUGCCGGCGACGAGAUGGCACGACUGGCAAUAAGGAUCUACACGGAACGAAACGAGGCCUGCCAUGCAGAGAUUGGGAAUCCCAAUAUCGGCAGCGAUUUGCAGCCACUGGUCACUCAAGGCUUCGCCUUGGGAGCAGGAUGGACGGAUCGGAUCCCAAUCGGGAACCGCCGUCCGCGCUGCUCGUCCACUUCGACCGGUACGGUAGGCCUGCUUAUCAAGACGUUGACGAGUUCCCAAGGGAUCACCCUCUCCCAGGCUGUUCUCAAUAUCUCCAGUCGUGAUUCUAGUCCAGGCCUGACCCACGUUUCAGUCUCCUAUGGAGACAACGCUGAGACCUGUAUCUUGUGCCUAGGGAACCUGUCAGCGUCGGCAAAGCCCAAAGUAGGACUGAGAGUCCUCUGGCUCGGAACAUGA
Aspergillus lentulus is the source of this 420-nucleotide messenger RNA. NCBI's taxonomy places the organism in Eukaryota, Fungi, Ascomycota, Eurotiomycetes, Eurotiales, Aspergillaceae. The record is from RefSeq and is a predicted model, not a curated record.